Myiozetetes cayanensis is the source of this 8379-nucleotide messenger RNA. RefSeq names its product chondroitin sulfate synthase 3 (gene CHSY3). Bases 1 to 2562 code for a protein of 853 amino acids. Gene Ontology annotation, cellular component: Golgi cisterna membrane. Gene Ontology annotation, molecular function: glucuronosyl-N-acetylgalactosaminyl-proteoglycan 4-beta-N-acetylgalactosaminyltransferase activity. The record is from RefSeq and is a predicted model, not a curated record. Lineage: Eukaryota; Metazoa; Chordata; Aves; Passeriformes; Tyrannidae. The transcript has 3 exons.
AUGGCAGCGCGAUCCCGGAGACCCUGGCUGAGCGUGGUGCUGGGGCUGGUGCUGGGCUUCACCGCCGCUUCCUGGCUGAUCGCCCCGCGGGUGGCCGAGCUCAGCGAGAAGAAGCGGCGCGGCGCCAGCCUCUGCUCCUUCCACGGCCGGGCGGCGGGGCCGGGGGCAGCGCGGGGCGCGGCGCCGGGCGGGCAGCAGGCGCCGCCGGAGGCAGCGGCGGUGCUGGGCGGCACGAGUUUCAGGAGCAGCCCCUGGGAGCUGCCGCCGGCGGCGGCGGAGGGCACGGUGUCCAGCCCCGCCGCCGGCGGGGAAGGGGAGCCGGAGGAGGAGGAGGAAGGCGGCGAGAAGCGGAGCGGCCGACCUGGCGGCAGCCACAACGGGAGCGGGGACUGGGGGGGCGCCCCGGGCUGCGCCAAGCCCCGCAACUUCCUCUACGUGGGGGUGAUGACGGCCCAGAAGUACCUGGGCAGCCGGGCGGUGGCGGCGCAGCGGACCUGGGCGCCCUCGGUGCCGGGCCGCGUGGAGUUCUUCUCCAGCCAGGGCUCCGCCGCGCCCCCCGGGAUGCCCCCGCUGCCUGUCGUCGCCCUGCCCGGCGUGGACGACUCUUACCCGCCGCAGAAGAAGUCCUUCAUGAUGAUCAAGUACAUGCACGACCACUACCUGGACAAGUACGAGUGGUUCAUGCGGGCGGACGACGACGUCUACAUUAAAGGUGAAAAAUUGGAGGAGUUUCUUCGCUCACUGAACAGCAGUAAACCUCUGUAUUUGGGGCAGACUGGUCUGGGUAAUAUUGAAGAACUUGGAAAACUUGGGCUGGAGCCUGGAGAGAAUUUCUGCAUGGGAGGGCCAGGAAUGAUCUUCAGCCGGGAGGUUCUCAGGAGGAUGGUGCCACAUAUAGGUGAAUGCCUUCGAGAAAUGUACACUACUCACGAGGACGUGGAGGUGGGCAGGUGUGUCCGAAGGUUUGGAGGAACUCAGUGCGUUUGGUCGUAUGAGAUGCAGCAGUUGUUCCACGAAAACUACGAACACAACCGCAAGGGUUACAUUCAAGACCUUCACAACAGCAAGAUUCACACAGCCAUAACACUCCAUCCAAACAAAAGGCCAGCCUACCAGUACAGGCUGCACAACUACAUCCUGAGCCGCAAGAUUUCCGACCUGCGCUAUCGGACCAUCCAGCUCCAUCGGGAAAGUGCCCUGAUGAGCAAGCUCAGCAACACUGAGGUAAAUAAGGAAGAUCAGCAGCUGGGGGGGAUGCCGUCCUUCAACCAUUUCCAGCCACGUGAAAGGGGUGAAGUCAUCGAGUGGGAGUUCCUGACAGGAAAGUUUUUGUAUUCGAUGGUGGAGAACCAGCCACCCCGGCAGAGCCUGAGCAGCGUCCUGCGGGCCGCGCUGGAUGAUACCGUGAUGCAGGUAAUGGAAAUGAUCAACGAGAACUCUAGGUCUAGAGGAAGGCUCAUUGAUUUCAAGGAGAUACAGUAUGGCUACCGCAGGGUGGACCCUCUGCAUGGAGUGGAGUACAUCCUGGAUUUACUGCUUUUGUACAAAAGGCACAAAGGAAGGAAAGUUACUGUUCCAGUGAGACGCCAUGCUUACCUUCAGCAAUUGUUUAGCAAACCUUUCUUCAAAGAAGCAGAAGAGCUGGAUGUAAGAAGCUUGCUGGAGGAUACCAACACUGACACUCAGUCUUUCUCUUUCCUUUCGAAUUCUUUAAAGAUUUUUUCCUCAUCGUUGCAAGGCACCAAAGACAUUGGGGGGCACAGUAACAAGAAAAUACAUAUCCUUGUCCCUAUCACAGGAAGAUUUGAUAUUUUCUCAAGAUUUAUGGAUAACUUUGAGAAGACUUGUCUGAUUCCCAGGCAGAAUGUAAAGUUGGCAAUAAUUCUCUUCAGUUCCGAGCCGGGCCAAGACUCUAGCAAACACAUAGAACUAAUGAAACAAUACAGCAUUAAGUAUCCUAAGGCAGAUAUGACCCUGAUUCCAAUGGCAGGAAAGUUUUCUAGAGGUUUAGGUCUUGAGAUGGCCUCAUCUCAAUUUGACAAUGGCACUUUGCUGCUAUUCUGUGAUGUUGAUCUGGUAUUCACGCCAGACUUCCUCCAGCGAUGCAGAGAUAACACUAUUCAGGGAGAACAGGUUUAUUAUCCUAUCAUCUUUAGCCAAUAUGAUCCAAAAGUAAUAUAUGGAGACAACCCUCCAGCUGACAGUAGUUUUGUUUUCACAAAAAGAACUGGAUUUUGGAGGGAGUAUGGAUUUGGAAUUACCUGUAUUUACAAAAGUGAUCUGCUUACUGCUGGUGGAUUCGAUACCUCUAUUCAAGGCUGGGGACUUGAGGAUGUAGACCUCUUUACUAAAGUGAUAACAUCUGGCUUGAAGGCUUUCAGAAGUCAGGAAGUAGGAGUUGUUCAUAUUUUCCAUCCAGUUCAGUGUGACCCCAAUUUAGAUCCAAAACAAUAUAAAAUGUGCUUAGGGUCGAAAGCAAGCACAUUUGCCUCUACCAUGCAGCUUGCUGGACUCUGGCUACAGAAACAUUUGGGUGUCAGGUACAACUGGACUCUGUCCUGACAUCUCAGCCUAUUUGGCCUUUUUAAGGGAGUUUACCUCAUUAUUGUCUUAUUUGAUUUUGCUGUUGUAGUUUUAAACUCCCUCCUCAUUGUCUUCCAAAGACUGUUGACCUCAAACGAGAUGACUCUGCUGUUCACUGAUGUUUCUCAUACCUACUGAACUGGUGAGGUGAACUCCUUCAUAUUUCCUUUAUUUGAAAUUCCGUCAAGUCAUGGGAAUCGUAUAAUACCAUGGAGCAUAUCCAUCACAAGAGACUGUAUCAGAAGAAUGUUCUCUUUUAGCUUUCAGAUGCAGUAUCAUCUUUGUUGCAUUUCUCAGAUUUGAUGUGAUACAAAUAUUUACCAGUGAAGGUACCACAAAAGUGCUUUAUGCUUCUUCUGGGGAUGGAACUCUAUAAGAUAAACUUGAGUUUUAUAAUUUAUAUGAGGACUUAUAUGUAUAAAUGCUACUUUUCUUCAUCUUUAGAAUUUUUAAAGUAAAUGAAUAACUAUAAUUGUACCUUUAUUUUUUAAAAAGAGAGUAAAGCCGAGGAGCUACUUGCAAAUACAACUGGUACUGGCUACCAAGGUCCUUAAAAGUCUUAUUAUUAAAACAAACUCCUCAUCGUUGUUCAAUCAAAGUGUAAAUGAACUUUGUUUUCACAACGAACAGGAUUUAAUCAAAUAUUCAUAUACACUUUGGAAGAUUUGUGAGCCAACAUCCUUCAUUUGCAGGCAAGAAGUAACUAUGGCUUAACAUGGUCAUUUAUAAUAAAGUGCAGGCAUACAGUAUUCUUAUUUUGAAACACAUAGUAUAAGUUGCUCUUUCUCUUUUUAGAAUGAGUCUCUAAUACAUAAUUUUCUUUUACAUUCCUUUCAUAAAGCUGCACUUGUUACAGAGUGUUAGAAGUAAAAGCUCUAUUUUUUUUAUUUUUUUUUUUAUUUUUUACAUCUUCCAUGAGUGUUGGUACUCAGCAGCAACUUGUUGUUAAAAUUAAAAUAGUUGUAGAAUAAUUAUUUAAGUUUCAAAAUUCACUAUUGCUGGUCAAAGUUCCUUGCCAAUGUAUUUAUAUUAGUGGAGAUUGUAAGACUGUGUUCAGAUACAUCUCUCCGGACAGCCUGAAGUUGUCAUAUUGUGGAUUCAUGAAGUAUUUAAAGGGAUACCAACAGAAAAUAAUAAAAAAAAUUUCCAAUUUUAGGGAAAUGUUUAUAUAGGGAUAUAUAUGUGUGCAUGUGUUUGUGUGCAUGUGUGUAUAUCCCUAUAUACAUAUAGAUAUAUAGGCAGAGUAAUUUCAAAGUACGUUCCCUUUUUCAGUUCAGGCAGUGAUUUGUUACAGUCAUUGUGAUAUUUGCCACAUGCUUGGAAAAUUUCAUGUUUUACUGUGGUAAGAACUCAGAGACAUCCAGGAAACCAUCACGAUUCAGCUAAACUUAAAACAAUGCAGUGGGUACAUCCAAUAGCCUCAGUACCCUUGAUUUUAAACUACAUUUCAAAUGGAUCUGGGCGAGAAAAAGUUGUAACUGUUUCAGCUGUAGCCAUCAACUUCUGCAUUUCCUUUCAAAAAAAGCCCAAACCAACAACUAAGAGUUUGGAAUUCACUGACAAAUCUAUUUAUACAGGAUAUCCUGACAAAUUUCCUAAGGCAUAAGGAGGGUGUGUAGGUCUCUUAUCUGUGGUUCUCUGUUCUGGAUUCAUUGUGCAAGGAAAAAAGCAACCCUAAAAAGGGUUGGGUAAAGUCAGAGUUGAAGGGCUGGCAAUUGCUUCUUGUAUGCUUAAAAAUAAGGCCAUUCCCUUGCCUUGGAGAGGGUAGUAGUUGUUGUAGAUGGGAACAGAUAGAGGGUAAUUCAUGCUUUUCUGCCCUGCUCAAGGAGAGCUCCUGGCUUGUUGUUCUCCUGGAGCUCUUGCCUUCAUUGCCCAGUAUUGUCAGCUCAAACAUUUGUCAAAAGUGAAAUUCAGUAUCGUAUGAAAUAGUUCUCAGAAACUACUCUUUAAGUUGGGUGCAAAGGUUACACUUUUUCAAUAAGAAAGCCAAGAACAAGGAAUGUGUGAUUUAUCUGAUCGAUCUCAACUAACCAAUGCAGCUCACACUGCAAAUAUCAAAAACUGCCUGUUGAUAAAUGUUUGUGAUGAUUUCAUGAACAAGAAAAAAAUUAAUUAUUUGCAAAGAUAUCUAAGGAAAUCAUUGCCUACUGGGAUGUAUUCCAGUGCUUAUUUCAGUUACUUAAUUUAGUGGCCAGAAAGUGUUUGCUCAGCUCAAAGUAAAAUAGUAGAUUAGAACAAGCAAUGAAACCAAUCAUUCAGUGGGGAUAAAGAUGUAUACAGAGGGCUUGCAGGAUCAGGUCCUACAUGAUAUAAGCAAAAUGCUAGUAUUUACCAGUAAAAAUAUUUAUUUAGUGUCUGACUGGUUCAUUUGUUUAUAUGAUGAAUUACUUUGUUAAAAACCUGAUUAUAAAUGUUUAUUAUGAAAUAUUGCAUUGUCUUUUGAAAUAACUAUCCUGAGAUAACUUGAGAACUUGUGUUAGUUUGUCUAAGGAAUAAUAUGCCUUCUAAGAAGAUCAUAUUAAAAUUAAAACAAAAAAAAAAAGCACAAAAGUGUUAGUGUAAUGUUACAUAUGUAUAGAUUAAGAUGGGAAUGUCUGUGCUAAUCAACUGUUUGCUUUUGUCUAGUCCGAAUCAUAAUCUUGAUUGUAAAGUGAAAUUUUUGUGUGUAUGAUGUCCAUUUGUAAAUGUGUGACUAGCGAAUUCACAAUAGAACAUAAUGACCAAUUUUCCCCAAAACCUCCUUACCCUGGGAAUAGGUUUCCUGGUUUCAUUGCUGGGAAGUGGGUUGUGGACUGCUUGCCCUUUGGCUUUCAAGACACUGCCAUUCUUUAAAAAAAAAAAAAAAAAAAAAAAAAUCUCGGCAUUCAACACCCAGAAACCUCAGAAAUCCCUACAACACAAUGAGGACGUGUUUUCCCACUCACUGAUUUAACAGCAUUUUUAUCUCCUGGGUGAAGGGAAAACAGCAGGUUGGACUUUCUAAGACUUGCUGAGUAUACUCUGCAUCAAAGCACUGGUUCUCAAGCUGAAGAAAAAAAACAGAGGGCCAGGGGGAGGUUUGAAGCUCAGCCACGGGAGUUGGCAUGACUUUCUGCCCAAGUCAUCUCCUUGCUGCCGCCUGUGCUGCCAGUAGCCUCUCCUUGGAGCAGUGAACAGGCAGUGCAAGCCAGUGUGGGACAAGAGCUGUGCUUGCUGCCAGCAGCUGCUUUUGAGAAGCAAAAGGGCCUCAUUAAUCAGUGUUUGGAGGGAGUGAAAGGAGGGUGCCAAACUGAGGAUUCAUUGAUUUGAAGUGGUAGGUUGUCCUAUGCACAUCAUGUUUCUCCCUGUCCCCACAGGGAAAGGGAGCCUGGUCCCACACCCAUUCCCUGUUUGCUCUGAAUGGGCAUUGUGAAGAAAGGGGCAAAACCAUCACUCCUUCCCCUUUGUGGGGCUAGUGGGCCUGGGCCAUUCACUUGGUCCUACCAUAUCAUGGGACAUGUGGGGGAAAAGGUACCAAACGGCCGUCCCAAAAAGCAAUACAGAGAGAGGCAUGUUCUGCACUCAUCAAAGACCAGAAGGAUGUGCACAAAAGUGCCUUUCGGAGCCUUUGCACUAGUGUGUGCUUAACAAUGCCUCAAGACUCCUGAAAAAGGUUAUGAUGCUGGUAAAACGACUCACAGGAGUGUACUGCACAUGCUGAGGGCCUGUGGAGACUUAACAAACACUUUUUUUAAACUUUUAAGCAAAUAGGCAAUUUAAACUUCUUUCGGUUUCUUAACUUCUUAAGAUGUAGUUUGCUACACCGAAGAUACUGCCCCAAAGAAUGAUGCCAGCUUUAAGAUACAAACAAAACACAUGUGCAGGCUAUAUCUGAUUUUCCUGCAACUUGAAAUCUGUUAACGUUUUUGGAAAAGCAUAGGGACUAAAAAUUGGUGAGACACUGACUGGGGAAAGGGGUUUUGUCUCUGGUCUAUUUUUAAAAAGAGAAUCACAUGAGAAGUAGAAGUAGUAGAAGGCAAAAAAUGCCUUCUACAGCUGUGACGUUAUGGUAGCAGUGAUAAUUAUGGUGCUUAAUUGCAGCACAGUGAGGUGUUUCACUAAGUCUAACUACUUACAAUAAAUGAACAUUUCUGAAGGUUAUAAUCUGUCAUACAUCUGUAAGUAACAUAAAGUUGUCCAUUUUCAGUCCUUUCAUGUCUUAGAAUAAUUUUCUUUACAUUUUCAUCUGUCAGCAUUUAUUCAUUUGAUUAAUGAAACGACUUGUCAUGACUCAAUCUCACUUUCCUAUUUUCCUUUUUCUUGGGUCUUUCCAUUUGCAGUAUAUAUUACUAUAGUAUUGCAAUUUUUGAGCCAGCAUGAUAUUUCUGUUAUGGUUUCAUGAUGUCAUUGCCAUAUAAAACUGCUGAACUAGAAUAUUUUACUGAAUGAGUUUCCAGUGGUACUUUAAAUUGUUUCCAUUUGCCUGUCACUGUAAGUUAAAAGUGUUCUGGAUAUUAUUACUUCACCUCUUCCUCUGGUCUCCUUCAUCCUGAAAUCCCACCAAAGCAGGAAAAUGCAAAAACUUUGGAAAUUAAAAAAAGUCUGUAAUGCUUAAGUCUGUAAGAACAAAAUCUUGGGAUUUGCUUGAUCUCCUUUUUUUUUUUUUUCCCUUCAAGUCUUUUGUCUCGAAUUCCAGAACCAUAUUUAUCAGUUCCAUAAUAAAUAAUGGUAAUUAAGAUGUAAGACAGCAGAUAAAUGGCCUACAUACUAGAAACUGUAAUUUUACAUCCUUUUUUCUGGGUCCCUUAUUAUUGAACAGUUGUUUGCUAUUUAUGUGAACUGUGGAGAUUAAUUAAAAGUGUCCUUCUUGAUUUAGUGUUUACUUAGUGUUUAACCAUGUAGGCAGUGAUCCCAAGAUGUACUGUACACUGCAGGCUGAGUUUUGUUGCUCUCACUCUUCAUUAGGGUGAUAUGGAGCAAUAAACUGUGCUAAUUUUUCACAUCUGUCCAUACACUGCUGGCUAAAGAAAACACAAGCUAAUUAAAUGCUUUGAAGAUGGUGUUUGGACUGUGGGUGACCAGAGAGAGAACUGCUGAGUGUAGUUCGGCCUCGAAACCAAAGCGAGGAUCUGCUCCCACGUAAGGACAAGUCACACAUAAGAAGCAGCAGGAGCCUGAGUUUGUACAAAUCAUUGUGGCAUUGGGGGACGCACCUUAAGGCUUUUAGAGUGUGAUUGCUAGUAGCUGGCACAGUGCAGCCUGAACAAAGUGCUACCAUCACUUCAAGAUAAAAACGAGGAAUCCAGUCAAGUGAAGAAUGCAAUAAAAGUGUUUCUUGUGUGACAGUGUAGAUAGGAAGGAUGUAAAUUCAGAGAGGUGUGUGUCUCUUUUUAUGCUAAGAGACUGGAGCAUAAAACUUGUUUUAAAGUAGAACUUUGCUUUACUUUCUUCCUGAAAGCUUUUCCCAUUGCUUUGCAUUCCACUUGUACGUGCAGAGACAAAUGCUGCGACUCUCUGGAGCAGUACUGAAAAUGUAAAUCUUCCACACCUGAUUUGUUCUGACCAGCAAGAUCAAGUUUUGUGAAGUGGUAGCUGAGCUGGCAAAUUUUAGUUUUUCCUCUUUUUAGAUAUGACACACUUUAGUGUUAUUUAACUGGGAGUGGGAUCUUUGACAGCUUUGUGUCAAAGAUGCUUCAGUGUUUUGUGCCUAAGAUGUUUUAGUCUUUCUGUUGCAACUUCAUAAAUGGCACUGUUAUGUGGCACAUCACUGCUUUAAAUGAUGAAGUUCCUUUAAGCAAAGGCUUCUAGAUGGUAGUAUACAGCUGAUGUAACACUGCA